Staurois parvus is the source of this 348-nucleotide messenger RNA. The record is from the annotation of a GenBank genome assembly. Lineage: Eukaryota; Metazoa; Chordata; Amphibia; Anura; Ranidae.
GUUUGUGGUGGCAACAUCAGUGGUUGGGAGGAAGAAAACACUUCUUUUUUUUUUUUUUUUUUUUUUUUUUUUUUUAAAUUUGUUCUCUUGCAAGAGACCAGCUUCAAUUUAACUCUUAAGAAAAUGACAGAAUUUCUCUUCUGCUUCAGUUGCUGCAUUGGAGAGCAGCCGCAGCCGAGGCGAAGACGGAUUGACAGAAGCAUGAUUGGAGAGCCAAUGAAUUUUGUCCAUACUGCUCACGUAGGAUCAGGGGAUGCCAACGCUGGGUUUGCAACGGGUGGUUCAUUCCAGGAUCAGAUGAAAUCAAAAGGAGGCUAUGGACCUGGAAUUUCAGAAGUGACACUUUAG